Messenger RNA from Tilletiopsis washingtonensis, 1692 nucleotides. RefSeq names its product putative inosine 5`-monophosphate dehydrogenase. Bases 64 to 1692 code for a protein of 542 amino acids. Lineage: Eukaryota; Fungi; Basidiomycota; Exobasidiomycetes; Entylomatales. The transcript has 3 exons. Gene Ontology annotation, molecular function: IMP dehydrogenase activity. The record is from RefSeq and is a predicted model, not a curated record. Gene Ontology annotation, biological process: GTP biosynthetic process. Gene Ontology annotation, cellular component: cytoplasm.
GCUCUUCUCUUGCGGCUACCACGCCCCAGCCUCGCGCUCAAAGUGUCACACUCGCUCGCCACCAUGGUCCCCGCUCCCACCAGCACCGGCAACGGCGCCGCCGCGUCGGGCUCGCGCCCGCUGCUCGACCCCAAGGACGCCGUCAAGGAGCUGGCGUCGUACGCCACGGGCGACGGCCUCAGCAUGGCCGAGCUCAUCGACAGCCGCGAGCACGGCGGCCUGACGUACAACGACUUCCUCGUGCUGCCCGGCUUCAUCGACUUCCAGGCGUCGGCCGUGUCGCUGCGCACGCGCAUCACGCGCAACGUCGUGCUCAACACGCCCUUCCUCAGCUCGCCGAUGGACACCGUCACCGAGACGGAGAUGGCCAUCGCGCUCGGCCUCAUGGGCGGCCUCGGCGUGAUCCACAACAACCUCACCGCCGAGGAGCAGGCGAGCAUGGUGCGCAAGGUCAAGAAGUACGAGAACGGCUUCAUCACCGAGCCGCUGUGCCUCAGCCCCAAGGAGACCGUCGGCGACGUGCUUGAGAUCAAGGCGCGCCUCGGCUUCGGCGGCAUCCCGAUCACUGACACCGGCGCUCUUGAGGGCAAGCUUGUCGGCAUCGUGACGGCGCGCGACGUGCAGUUCCGCGACCCGCAGAUCGCGCUGUCCGAGGUCAUGACGACGGAGCUCGUCACCGCCAAGCAGGGCGUCACGCUCGAGCAGGCCAACGCCAUCCUGCGCGACUCGAAGAAGGGCAAGCUGCCCAUCGUCGACACCGAGGGCCGCCUCGUGAGCCUGCUGGCGCGCUCGGACCUGCUCAAGAACCAGAACUACCCGCUCGCCUCGAAGCUGCCCGAGAGCAAGCAGCUCUACUGCGCUGCCGCCGUGGGCACGCGGCCCUCGGACCGCGAGCGCCUGGCGCUGCUCGUCGAGGCCGGCCUCGACGUCGUCGUGCUCGACUCGUCGCAGGGCAACAGCACGUUCCAGGUCGAGAUGAUCCAGUGGAUCAAGCAGACCUACCCGCGCCUGGACGUCAUUGCUGGCAACGUCGUCACGCGCGAGCAGGCCGCCACGCUCAUUGCCGCCGGCGCCGAUGCGCUGCGCGUCGGCAUGGGCAGCGGCUCCAUCUGCAUCACGCAGGAGGUCAUGGCCGUCGGGCGGCCGCAGGGCACGGCCGUGCACGCCGUCGCUGAGUUCGCCAAGCGCUUCGGCGUGCCCGUCAUCGCCGACGGCGGCAUCAGCAACGUCGGCCACAUCGCCAAGGCCCUGGCGCUCGGCGCCUCGGCCAUCAUGGCCGGCGGCCUCUUCGCCGGCACGACGGAGGCGCCCGGCGACUACGUGUACCGCGACGGCCAGCGCUUCAAGGCCUACUCGGGCAUGGGCAGCCUUACGUCGAUGGCGCGCAAGACGAACAAGCUUGCCGGCGAGAACGCGGCGACGCAGCGCUACUUCAGCGAGGACGACACGAUCAAGGUUGCCCAGGGCGUUACGGGCCAGGUCAACGACAAGGGCAGCGUCCUGCGCUUCAUCAACUACCUGUACACGGGCAUGCAGCACUCGCUGCAGGACAUGGGCGUGCGCGACCUCGCUGCGCUGCGCACCGCCGUCGACGCCGGCGCCGUGCGCUUCGAGCUGCGCACCGCCUCGGCACAGCUCGAGGGCGGCGUGCAUGGCCUCUCGUCGUACGACAAGACUCUCUUCGGCUCGUAG